CCAUUGCAAGACGUUUCACACGUAGGGGCACCACCCGUACGAACGGCAUCCCAGACAAUGCAGACAAUGCUUCCGAAACUGACUCCCCGGCCGUCCGAGUCAGAGCAAGAUAGCGCUACCGUCCCUAUCAAUCAGACGGAAUAUGCUCAAAGAUGCAGAGAGGUCAUGGAGCUGUAUCGCGCUCUUCAGGAGCUAGGUGCGGAUGGGCUAUUCCCAACUCUACCAAAGAUCAUAGUCAUUGGGGGUCAAUCUAGUAAGGCUGUUUCGUCAAUAUCGAUAGAUACCAGAGUCGUGCUGAUGUCUGUCUUUGAACAGCCGGAAAGAGGCUCGCUUGUCGAAGCUGUCUCUGGGAUUAAUGUACCUCGGGACAGCGGCACUUGUACCAGGGUGUCCGAUGGAAUGCAUAAUGCUCAGUUCAUCGCUAACCUGGUCGUGCACGAUCUACCUCAACUUCAAGUACGCGUCAGAUGGGAGCAACUCGACAUCUCGGACGGAGUGCAGUUUGGGCCUGUCAUCACGGACAGGGAUACGGAGGAUUUCAUGAGCAUGAGCACGGUGGAUCUUCGUAAUCUUGCUACGACCGACUCGCAGAUUCUACCAUUCUCGAGGAAUUUUGUCCAGGUAGAGUUGAGAGAUCCGGACUUGACAGAUUUGUCUUUCGUUGAUCUGCCAGGCAUUAUACACAAUGCUGAUGAAGACAUUAUCGAGCUCGUUCGUAGCUUGGUGGUUUCCUACAUCGAAGAAUCGGAGAACACGAUCGUUCUCAUAACUAUUCCGAUGAGUGGUGUGUUUUUCUUUCCCCGGCACCGGGUGCAUCUUCCUCACAUAUUCUCUAAGGAUCCUGCUGGGGACGCGCACAAUCGGAGUGUUGACCAAGCCGGAUAUGCUCAGCAAUGGGGCCCUCUGGCGCACGGGAAAAAUGGAGAGAGAUUAUUCUUGGACAAGAUCAGAGGCACAAGCUCAAACAUGGCUACUACUGUGUUCGACUCCCGGACGAUGAUGAGCGUAGGCGCAAUAUAUCUAGAGACGAAUCCCAAGCGGCCGCCCAACAGUUUUUUGAGCGCACCUCUCCUUGGAGAGAAUUUUCUGAUCGCAGUCGUUUCGGUAUACAGGCACUUUAUACCGACCCUCAAGGAAAGCGUCAACCGUCUCCUCACUAGUGACAGAGCGGAAUACAGCACCCUUCCUCCACCACCGCCUACCGAUGACGCGUGGUCCCGGAUUAAUGUGCUGAUCCAUGAAUUUUCCGUUGACGUCAAAGCGGCCGUUGAAGGAAAGGAUGCACACAAGAAGCUUGUACAACGCAACCGUGCUAGGUAUGAACAGUUCAAGCGCGAUAUCCUUGGGACGUGCCCGAACUUUCGGCCCUUCGAGGAUAAGACUCAGUAUCGGGAUCCAUGUAUUUGGGAUGAAGAGCUCGCGGGCAAGAAGACCAACCCGUACAUUUAUAUGGCUGCAUCCAGGUAUAUAAUGGAUAUCAAAGAUGUGAGGAAAGAGAUCGAUGACUGUACUACAUGGGAACUUCCUGGCGAUGUUCCUUUGGAAACGACACACAAACUCAUUCAGCGCUUCACGAAGGAGUGGUCCAAUCCAUCCAUGGAGUGUUUCGACGCUUUCAAGCCUCUGGAAAUGCACAUUCGUGCACUUGUGCGCUCACAGAUGGAGAUUUACAAGAGCGAGGCACUCGUUAUGCUCCGCAAGGCUGUUAAACUGGAGACACCACCCGAGUUUACUCAAGUACUGCAUUACUCUAUGGAGCGCUCUAAGUGGCUUGAGCGGUUUCAUAAGGUGUAUAGAACAUCUAGCACCUAUGCUAUACGUCAACCACUGAGCGCUAUUGAUUCCGGCCUGAGGCCCUCUCUAGUCAGCAUGGAGUCGUAUGCAGUCCCAGCUCGGGAGUCAUAUGCAGCCCCAGCCCGAGAGGCGUAUGAAGUUCCAGUCCGAGAGACGACAGAAGACGAAGACGCACUGCUGGUGAUGGCCAAGGUUCGGGCGUACUUUGAGAUGGCUUAUAAACGCUUCAUUGACAACAUUCCGCUCACUAUUGAGCGUGAGCUACAUCAGACUCUUUCAAGUCGUUUGUAUCAGAGUCUUAUUAGGGAUAUGGGAGGGUCGGAUGCCCUUGAGAGGGCUAGGGAUCUGCUUAGAGAGGAUCCGGCAAUCGCGUCAAGGAGAAUUAUCUUACAAGACAGAAUUGCAAGGCUGGAGGAGAUUAGGAGCAGGCUUUAUGCUUUUAGGUGA
Desarmillaria tabescens is the source of this 2241-nucleotide messenger RNA. RefSeq lists its product as uncharacterized. Lineage: Eukaryota; Fungi; Basidiomycota; Agaricomycetes; Agaricales; Physalacriaceae. The transcript has 13 exons. Gene Ontology annotation, molecular function: GTPase activity; microtubule binding; GTP binding. The record is from RefSeq and is a predicted model, not a curated record. Gene Ontology annotation, cellular component: cytoplasm; membrane; microtubule. The coding region runs from base 58 to 2241 and encodes 727 amino acids.